CAACAACAUACCUUGUCACACCAUCAGCUUCGUAUCUUAUGGUUAGCCUCUUCACUUCAACCUCUAUCGGCCAGACCUUCCAUCUCCCGCCUGCCAUCCCCAGCCGCAGUGUCUUGACCUCCUUCCACCCUGCGUCCUCUCAACCUCCCUCUCGCCAUCGCCAUCGCCUCAUCCUCCUCUCCUGACGGAUUCCCCCACCACCACUUCCUCUCUGUCUGCCACGUUCGUCACUUCUACCGCUCAUCUCCCCCCUCUCAAAUCACCACACCCUCGGUCCAUGGGCUCUAGGGUCUCUCCUUUCCUUCCAAGUCCCAUAUCGCACGACAGUCGGAGUCCAUGACAUCGCCCGGAGAUGCUGCUCCGGUCAAGCCUCCGCCGUCUUUCUCGCCCGGCGUUCCGCGUGUCGCAUCCAAGACGAGAUACCCCAACCAGCGUCGCGACUCAUCCCCGUCGCUAGAUGCCGAUCUGGGCGACUCGAGGCUCAGGUCGUCACCGACCCCUCCCCUUUCGGCGACCACGUCAGACCUCCCGAUCCGGUCCGCCUCCCCCCGUCCACAGUCGUUUCGAUCGUCAACGCCCCAAUUAGCCCGAUCGUCUCUUGGCUCACCCGUGGAAGGCCGCUUUGAGGGCUCCGAAGAAAUCCGCUCGCUGAUCAUUCGUUCCUUUUCCCCCGUCGUCGGCGUCUGCGCAUCCGCCGAUACCGAUGAGUUGGUGCGCCAGAAGGGGUUCGCCGGGGGCUUUUGGGAGUUGAUCCGACCGUUCGGCGAGAAUAUUCCCGGGAAGAUUGUCAUCCGGGAUAGUGUAGGUGCCAGUCGCGGCUGGGAGGACUUUGGGGUUCGCUUUGUGGACUUGGCUGGCAAGACUCCGACCCCUAACGACUCCAGCGCCGGGCGCAGCUCCUCUCUGGCCCAGGUUGAGGACGUAUUGGAUAAGCAGCUGGGCUCAACUGAUGAUCCGCUGGGCGGAUCGUUGCGCCCGAAAGACUUUUUGAGCUUUCCCACCACCUCGCCGUUAUAUAAAGUAUUUCUCCGCCAAUUGCUAUCCAUAUCGUCGGCGACACCGCACGAGACGUUCCGCCACCCGGUGGCCAGUAUCAUCGCCAUCAGCUCGCGCAAUACGGCCCCGCUUGAAACUCUCCGACAGCUGUACGCAGAUACGAACAAUGGGAAUAAGAAGGUGCCGGACUGGGUGCAUCCGGAAUAUCUCCGGUACUAUGUACUGGUGCAUGACGAGGAUCGGGACGACAUUGCAGAAUCGACCAAGCUGUAUGACCAAAUGAAGCGGCACUUCGGGCUACACUGCCAUCUGUUGAGGCUGCGCAGCAAUCAAUGCGUGGUCACCGAUGAUGACAGUGCCCAGGUGCCGGAAUGCGAAUGGCAGUCGCCUGCUGAGCGGCUUUCUGGCCGAAUUGAACCCCUGGUAGACCUGGAUACUAAUGGUCUGCUCUACCUAUUCGAGUCCGAUGUCAUGGCGAUCAAGGCGUUCGUCCGGGAACUGGUCGCACAGUCCGUAAUACCAUACAUGGAAAACCGAGUUGCCGUCUGGAAUGACCAGGUGGCCUCUCGCAGACGUGGCAUCAGCGGAAGAUUCAUGUCGAUGUCGCGCCGAUGGGCCGGGUUCGGGUCUGGUUCGCGCUCCAGUCUCACGGCGGGAGGAGCAAGUGGAAACUACGAUCUCAGCCAUGGCUACUACAAAGCUGACACGCCCGAAGCCGUGCUGCGUAAGAUGGCGGACUUUGCAUUCAUGCUCCGGGACUGGAAACUAUCCGCUUCUACCUACGAACUCCUUCGCUCGGACUACGCAAAUGACAAGGCUUGGCGAUACCAUGCCGGCGCGUACGAGAUGUGCGCGGUAAGCAUGCUCCUAAACCCAUCCGCCAUAGGAACCAAGAUGAAGCUGGACGGGGUCGACCAGAUGUUCGACACCGCCUGUUAUUCGUACCUCACGAGGUGCUCGGAUGCACCCAACGCUCUCCGCUGUCUGACCCUGGCCAUGGAACUGCUGAAAUCGCGCGGGGGCUCGGCAGUGGAGAGCGCGGCUAGAUGGGCCAUGCGGGCCAUGGACCUGGGAUUAGUCGGCCCCAUCGGCCAGGGUCUCUUCAGCGAACGGGUGUCGGCAUGCUAUGCUGCGAGGGCACCCGUGAGCGGGAUGAAAUGGGGCUCGCGCCACAGAAAAGCCGGGAUGUGGAGCGUGUUCGCUGCGGACGCGUGGCUUCGACUCGGAAAGCCGUCGCUGGCCUCCGCCUCCCUCGAGGAGGCCGAGCGUCUAUACGCGGACGUGUUGGACGCCGACGGCUCAUUCCCCAUGCCCGAGAUGCAAACCUUCAUCGACAACCUUCGCCACGCCGUAAAAGUCGAGUACCUCGAAGCCAGAGGGUUGGAUACGAGAGACGAGACGACCACCGCGGAGGCCCUAGGCACGGAGGAAACCAGCGAAAAGCUAGACCGGCGCAGGAAUCGCAAAUCUUUGAUCGCCAACCCGUUGGACCUGGGGGGUCUCGGUCCGGCCCAAGGCCCGAGAGAUAAUGACAACGCUGCCAAUGACGAUUUCGAACGAGCUUAGGGAUGGAUGCCACGAGGGUCGAUGGGGCGCAUGGGACUUUAUACCGUAUUAUAGACUUUGUCAGUUAAUGUUUGAG
Aspergillus heteromorphus CBS 117.55 is the source of this 2638-nucleotide messenger RNA. RefSeq names its product TRAPP III-specific subunit 85 family protein. The record is from RefSeq and is a predicted model, not a curated record. Gene Ontology annotation, cellular component: phagophore assembly site; TRAPPIII protein complex; cytoplasmic vesicle. The transcript is spliced from 2 exons. Gene Ontology annotation, biological process: protein localization to phagophore assembly site; endoplasmic reticulum to Golgi vesicle-mediated transport. Lineage: Eukaryota; Fungi; Ascomycota; Eurotiomycetes; Eurotiales; Aspergillaceae. Bases 337 to 2562 code for a protein of 741 amino acids.